AUGUGGAAUUCGACGAGGAGUGUAGUCAUAGUUCCAGUGUUCGAAUUUUUGGUGGCUAUUAGUUUGAUCAUCUCGCUCUUAAUCUUCAUAGAGAGUGUCUACAUAAACCUCGUAAUACUCUACGUCAAGUUGUUUAACCGCAAACCGGAGAAAGUCUACAAAUGGGAGGCAAUCCAGGAAGAUAUGGAGCUCGCUCAUCAAAACUACCCAAUGGUCCUUGUUCAAAUCCCGAUGUACAACGAACGAGAGGUCUUUGAAUUAUCUAUAGGUGCUGCAUGCAGACUAACAUGGCCAUUGGACCGCCUAAUCGUUCAAGUUUUAGAUGAUUCCACGGAUCCAGCCAUCAUGGAAAUGGUGAGCAUGGAAUGUGCAAAAUGGGCAUCAAAAGGCAUAAACAUAAAGUAUGAGAGGCGAGACAACAGAAAUGGCUACAAAGCGGGAGCUCUUAAACACGGCAUGAAGCACAAGUAUGUCGCACAAUGCGAUUAUCUGGCCAUCUUCGAUGCUGAUUUCCAGCCUGAGCCCGAUUACCUCCAACGUGCUAUCCCUUUUCUUAUCCACAACCCUGAGCUCGCUCUAGUCCAAGCCCGAUGGAGAUUUGUGAACGCGAACACAUGCUUGUUGACGAGAAUGCAAGAGAUGUCUCUCAACUACCAUUUCAUGGCAGAGCAACAAUCUGGAUCCACAAGACAUGCAUUCUUUGGCUUUAACGGAACGGCGGGAGUAUGGAGACUAGCGGCGAUGGAAGAAGCCGGAGGAUGGAAAGACCGGACAACCGUAGAGGACAUGGACUUGGCCGUUCGUGUUGGUCUUCUCAAUUGGAAAUUUGUCUUUAUCAAUGACCUCGAGGUGAAAAGCGAGCUACCAAGCAAAUUUAAGGCCUUUAGAUUCCAGCAACAUCGGUGGUCUUGUGGUCCAGCCAAUCUCUUCCGGAAAAUGACGAUGGAAAUCAUUCACAAUAAGCGAGUGAAGAUUUGGAAGAAGUUUUAUGUGAUCUACAGCUUCUUUUUCCUAAGGAAGAUCGUAGUCCACCUUUUCACUUUCUUCUUCUACUGUGUCAUUCUUCCUACGAGUGUCUUCUUUCCCGAAGUCAAAAUUCCGAUUUGGUCAACUUUAUACGUUCCUUCUAUUAUCACCCUCUUAAAUGCCAUUGCCACUCUAAGAUCAUUCUACCUCGUGGUCUUUUGGGUCGUCUUCGAAAAUGUAAUGGCUAUGCACCGGACCAAGGGAACUUUCAUCGGCUUAUUUGAAGGAGGAAGAGUCAAUGAAUGGGUUGUCACUGAGAAAUUAGGAGAUGCUCUUAAGACUGAGCUACUUCCCGAGUUGAGGAAGCCUCGCAAUGGAUUUCUCGACAGAGUAAACGCAAAGGAGAUGAUGAUGGGGAUAUACUUAUUGUGUUGUGCAUGCUACGACCUUGCUUUUGGGAAUGCAUUUUUGUAUCUAUAUCUCUUCUUACAAGCCGCUGCUUUUCUCGUCUCCGGUGUUGGUUUUGUUGGAACUUAA
This is a messenger RNA of Microthlaspi erraticum, 1503 nucleotides long. Lineage: Eukaryota; Viridiplantae; Streptophyta; Magnoliopsida; Brassicales; Brassicaceae. The record is from the annotation of a GenBank genome assembly.